GGAGGGGGGCCGGAUCGUGACGACGGACGAUGACUGAGUUCGUGGGAUCGAGGUUGUUCGGCGACAAUGGACAGGCUGGAGUGGGUGCUGUCAUACUGUCUGCGUGUGCCUCGCCGUCUUCUUGACGACGCGAUUUCCGCCGAAACUGAAGGCAAGGGAAGCGAGAACGGGAUCGAGGAGGCGUUGGCGGCAAAGCAGUGGCGGGAAACAGGUGGCAGUGGCGGGGAAGAAUUGGCGGGAAGUCGCCGCUCAGCUCGCGAGGGUUUGCGGAUCGUUCCUCGUUUGCUUGCACGACGCACCCGUAUCCUGAGAACUGACGGUGGUGGUGCUGCUGCUGCCAGGGACGGGUCCAGGGGUGGAUGGUCGUCGUCCUCGUCCUUGGCUAACGGCGCCAAGGAGCGUGUGUCGCGGUCCCUCUCUCUGUCGCCAUCUCCUUCACCCAAGCCGUUGAACACGGCUGGCGGAGCUGCGCGGAUUGGCUCGAUGGUAUUGGCAGUAGUGGAGAAUUCGAAGGGGCCGUCGGUCGACGAGGUACUUGAGGCAAAAAAGAAGUUGUUCGCGCGCACGCCGUUCUCGAAGGCCAGCACGACAGUCUCUGGGCGGAGGAGGAUCAUGCAAGCUGAGGGAUUUCCCAAGGGGUGGAAGAUUCUCAUUGGCUGGAAUUCCAAAUACGGGGUCUUGCAGCUCUAUCGACAUUUCAUGUCGCCAGAGGGAAGGUACUUCCAUUCAAGGAAGUCAGCAUUGCGGAGCUUACAGGAAAUGGGAAGCAAGAGGCCAGUGCCAGUAAAAGAGGAUGAAGCAGGUCGCCUAUCUGCGAAACAAAGUGCUGCACUCGUGCUCAAAGAAGAGAACGGGAAUGGCAAGCGGGUAGCCAUACAAAACUUCAAGAAGGGGAAGAAGAUGAAAGGUGUUGGCCUCUUCAUCUGUGAUAUCUGUCGGAAGCAGUUCACACAUCUCAGAGGAUGGUCAGGUCAUCGCCAUAAGCACAGCCAAGAGAUUGCAAAGCAGAAAGGGGCACAGAGGAAGCGUUACUUGUUGGAAGAACCCAUAGAUAUUGAUGAAGAACAAGACGAUGGAAGGGACACCCUUGGGGGGGAGAGACCUCAGCCUCGAACGAGAAAGUGUUUUCUGUUCACUUGCUGUUUGUGCAGUAAAGGGUUUGCUUCAGCACUCGAUCUGGAUAGGCACAUCAGGACAUACCAUCAUUGUGGAGAGGAGGAGGCUGAGCCGGUAGUUAAGAGGGAAAGUAGGAGCAUAAAAGGGAGGUUAGGGGAGGGGCAAUUGCAUGAAGAUGAGCAAUGUGUGAGAAAAGAUGGCAAAAAUUCGGAAGGGUUAGCUUGCUAUAGGCUGAGUAAUUCAGCGAACAAGUUGGGUCAAUGCAGGGUGAAUGAGGAGUGUCACAAGAGUAUUGGUAAUAAUAGGAGAGAAACUGAAGAAGAUGGGCAGCAUGAGGCUGAAGGACAGUUGUGCUUUGGGCCAGAAGAAGCAGAACAGUUGCGACAGGGGGACCCUGGCUGUGCUGUUAUGAGAACAGACCAGCGGCUGGCAGAUGUGGUGUAUGUAGAUACCCUCAAGGACCAAGAUACGGCAUUGGUUAAGAAGAGGAUGGAAGACGGAGCUGAGGAUGACCAUACAAGUGAAGUGAGAUUGGUAAAUGGGAGAGAUUUUUGGAAUUGUCAGGUGGGGAAGAAACGAGCGUGGAACGAGGAUGUGGCACAUGGCAAGCAGCAAAGUGCCAGACCUAUGGUAAAGCAAGCCCCUACUGGACGUAAGCGGUCAAGAGGGCGGAAGGAAGCUGAUGGAAAUGGAGUUUGGAGAGACGAGAAAAGCAGAAUUGGUGCUGGCGUUGUGAGACACUGCCAGGGCAGAGUGGUCACCUCAACACAAGAAGGGGUGGACCUGGGCUCCACAGGCAUGGUCGUGGGUGCAUCAGAGGAAAAUGAGCGGUUCUCUCCCAGGGAAUUUGUUUGCCCUGUGUGCUUUGCAGGGUUUUCUAGGCCAGCAGCACUAGGGGUUCAUGUCGGCAUACACUUGCCGGCAGCCUUCCACUCAUCUCCACAUAGCAGCCAGAGGGGUUCAGGUGCCACACCACGAGGGAAGGACUUUACUUGUCCAGUUUGUGGCGAGGGUUUUGCCACAGAGAUGGGUCUUGUCCGACAUGGUGAGUUGUAUCAUGUUGUUACACUGAAGAGGAGCCACCAGAGCGCCUUCACAAGAUUCGGUGGGGAAAUAAUUGAUAUUCCAUCGCAAGUAAUGCUGCGGAGAAAGUCUGAUGCACCCAUGGUCUCAGGGAGAGCUAACUUGCAGGAUGCUCCUUCCAGCUCCUCCGAAAAGAUGAAAGACAUGACGACAGAUGAGGACCUGAACAGCCCAGAGCAGCAGCAAAGACAGCAGUCGAAGAAGCCAAUAUUCCAUUCAACUUACGAGGUUGCCAGGAGUCCCUUGGCCAGUUGGGUGCACUAAUUAACUACUCACUCUUAAGGUGGCUGAUACAUUGGUGCCAUUCAUAAUAGCCAUGGAUGCAUCACACUCAGGCCAGUGAAGCUUUGAUGUCUCGACUUCUCACACUGGUUUUACAACUUUUACUGUGUACGAGAACAGUGCAGCGAGCAUGCUGAAGACCUACCACAUACAUCGUCAUCUGUUCACACUCUUUGCAUAUCAUCAGGCAUUCCAGUCACUAAAACACGUGCUUGCUUUUCCAGUGCACAGGCAUGACCGGCUGCAUUUGUCUAUAGCUCUGGCUUUGUCAAGCAUGAGGAAGGCAUGGGAUGCGAAUGAAAUUGCAGUUUUCUA
Chara braunii is the source of this 2796-nucleotide messenger RNA. NCBI's taxonomy places the organism in Eukaryota, Viridiplantae, Streptophyta, Charophyceae, Charales, Characeae. The record is from the annotation of a GenBank genome assembly.